UCAGGCUCGCUUGUGAGGCUCGGAAAUGUUGCUACAUUGGAAGAAGGUUCUGCAUGCACCGGAACACAACGAGCAUAGGCACACCAAACACACAAUGUCUACCUCGACUUGGCUAGCCCAAUAACUCAAUACGCAUAUGUACUUACGUGUGCUAAGCGGCCCAUGAGGCUCGUAAGGCUCGCUUGUGAGGCCCGAAAACGUUGCUACAUUGGAAGAAGGUUCUGCAUCUGCACCAGAGCACAACGAGCAUAGCCACAGCAAACACACAGUCUCUACCUCGACUUGGCUAGCUCAAUAACUCAAUGCGAAUAUGCACUUACGUGUGCUAAGCGGCCCAUGAGGCUCGUAAGGCUCGCUUGUGAGGCCCGGAAACGUUGCUACAUUGAAAGAAGGUUCUGCAUCUGCAUCUAAACACAACAAGCACAGACACAGCAAACAUGCAGUCUCUACCUCGACUUCGCUAGCUCAAUAAUUCAAUACGCAUAUACACUUACGUAUGCUAGGCGGCUCAUGAGGCGCGUAAGGCUCGCUUGUGAGGCCCGGAAACGUUGCUACAUUGGAAGAAGAUUCUCCAUCUGCACCUAAACAGAACAAGCACAGGCACACCAAACAUACAGUCUCUACAUCAAUUUGGCUAGCUCAAUACGCAUAUGCACUUACAUGUGCUAGGCGGCUCGUGAGACCCGCUUGUGAGGCCCGGAAAGGUUGCUACAUUGGAAGAAUAUUCUGCAUCUACACCAGAACAUAACAAGCACAGGCACACCAAACACACACAGUCUCUACCUCGACCUGGCCAACUCAAUAUGCAUAUGCACUUACGUGUGCUACGGUACGUGAAGCUAUGACUGAGUCCUCCAAUGCAUACAUUCCUCAGCAUCACAUCCGUUUGCUGCUGUUGAUCCUACCUCUCCUCGCGAACCACGACCUGAAAGGCGAAACGAUACACAGGAUGGAUACGAUGGAUGUAUGUCCAGGACACACGUACACGAAUUUCCUCCCCAACCCCCUCUACCUACCCUGUACUCUUCAGCUGUCUCUCUUUUCUGUCCGUCAGCAGCGGUAGUCUUUCCUUCUCCCGCUUGCACUUCCCCUUCACUCGUGAAGCUGUUCGAAUGACGAGGAAGAGAGUGCUGAAAAGGAGUACCCAAGCAACCACAGCAGAGAGAAAUGGCCUGCUCACGAAGGUGUUCCGUCAUCCUGUUCAGUCGUAGGUGCUAGAGCUAUGGCGAGUUGCGUAACACAGUGGUCAAGCGAGGUAUCGGCUAACGCACACCAAGCACAAAGAGCCUUCACGGAACACGCAAGAGUCUUUUGUCCGAUUUCGGGAGGGACAGGUAGACAGAGAGAGAGCGGCUGCGCUAUCCAUCCAUCUAUCUAUCCUCUACUUCGCAUUCGCAUUCGCAUGGCUCUAGGGCGCGUAUAACUGUUCUCCAGCCUGUGAGCGCAUCAUUCCGCAACACCCCUUUUCGCACACAGCAUUAGGAAUUCCGAGUAAGGGGCACCCACUGCGUGGACACCCCGGGCCGCGAAUUGGGCGGGAGUCGAAAGCAU
Messenger RNA from Vitrella brassicaformis, 1551 nucleotides. The record is from the annotation of a GenBank genome assembly. Lineage: Eukaryota; Vitrellaceae.